This is a messenger RNA of Talaromyces stipitatus ATCC 10500, 552 nucleotides long. RefSeq lists its product as uncharacterized. The record is from RefSeq and is a predicted model, not a curated record. Lineage: Eukaryota; Fungi; Ascomycota; Eurotiomycetes; Eurotiales; Trichocomaceae. The transcript has 3 exons. Bases 1 to 552 code for a protein of 183 amino acids.
AUGGCUAUCAGAGAAAAAUACGUUCAAGCAAGUGUCGCUACCAUACUAGACACCAUACUUCGUCCACCGGACGACGAAGAGGCCGCCCAUCACUUCAAAUGCACAACCGAAGAUUUCAUGGAGAUUGAAAAGAUGCUUAUGGAGGAUGGAGAAUUCGAGAGGUUUCCUCGUGCAAGUGUUUAUAACGAGGAAAACCGAAAUGCGUGGCCGCGCUCGUUCAUGGUUCUGGAAUUGGUAUAUACAACAAUGGAAGAGAUCCUGGGAAUGCAAAAAGACUUCAUUUGCUGGCGCGGUACGGGGAUGAGACUAUUUGAAGGAUGUCUUGCCGGGAACCGGAAAGAGAUGGAGACUGCUUUCUGCACGCCCGAAAGUCGGUGGUUCUCUAAUAUUUGUGUGGAAUCGGGUUAUAGUCAAUCGUAUGAUGAUCUGGUUCAAGAUGUCACUCUUCUUCUGGAAGGGUCACGGGGUCAUAUCGGCAUAGUGAUCCUAGUCAAGCUGAAACCUUUGGUAGGAGAAGAGGAAGCUAUUCAGAACGGGUUUGUGGAGGUCUAG